Messenger RNA from Fomitopsis serialis, 583 nucleotides. RefSeq lists its product as uncharacterized. Lineage: Eukaryota; Fungi; Basidiomycota; Agaricomycetes; Polyporales; Fomitopsidaceae. The record is from RefSeq and is a predicted model, not a curated record. The transcript is spliced from 2 exons. The coding region runs from base 80 to 583 and encodes 167 amino acids.
CUUCAACGGAAUUGCAACUGUGUCGUCUUCUACUUCCAUAAGUAACACUGCUUGACUUUGAUGCUUUGGUAUUGUAAUCAUGACUUGGGUCUUUGGCUGGCCUCUCUAUAAUGACGACGCGCUCAAAAUCGCGAAGAGGCGCAAUCUUGUCAAGUCGGACCCGAACGCGGGAGAUGAUCAGCGCAUCCAAGCAACCCGGCUGUGGGUCGCGGACCAGAUCGGUAUUGUUCCUGUGCUCUCCUGCUGGGUUGACGACUUCCCGGAAAUUGUUUACGCUGCAUAUGUUGACUAUGGCGACAACCGCUAUCCUCCGCCUGAUCUCAUCCGCGAGAACAUGACGAUGUCCGGCAAGAACUAUCGUCGCCUCAAGAAGGUGAUGCCACUCAAGGAUCUUGGCUGGUAUCAGUACAAUGACCCGUCCUGCGAGCUAUACAAGGAGAUGGGUGAUGAAGAGGGCGACGACAGUGACGAGGGCAGCGCGACGGAUAUCGAUGGAGAUGCAGGCGAUGGAGAAGACGAUGAUGAUGAUGCGCCGACGACCAUUGUCGACGACGACAAAGACGCGGCUGGGAAGCGACACUGA